AUGGUCAUGGCGGUAUCCAAAAAGGGCCGGCGGCCCCACAAGUUGGUCGAGGCAGCUGCGAGGGGCUCCCUGCUGGGAGGCCACAGCGCUGAUGAGAUCGACAACAUCAACAACCUUGGCGGUGUGGUCUCUGCCUUGGUGUUGUCCUUCGUCUUGGGCUUGCAAUACAUGGUCGCCCCCGGAACUGACGAGAUGAACCACGCGGACUACCGGAGCUUGCUGUGCAAAAGCCAGGAGUUCCGCGUCUUUGUUCGAGACGUCUUCAAGACGGAGGAUAUCGGAACGCACAGCGAGGAGUAUUUCAACUUCACGCAGCUUGUGAGACCGGGGACAUACAUGGAUGUUGAGCAGUUUCUCAUGACAGAUCUGCAGUCCACCUGGGGGGAGACAACUUCAGGAUCGGACCACAUAGCUUGCAUUGGAGACAAGGAUGUGCAGACGGUAGUAGCCCUGACCUUCGACGACUUUCCCACCAAGAGGCUUCACGCCUUCGCCCUGCAGUCGGGGGACUUCUACCGCUGGUCGGAGGUCAACGAGCGGAUCGGCUCCAUCGCUGCAGCUCUCGUCUUCUCGGCUCUUCUUUGGAGCAUCGUCCUGAACAUAAGUCUGGCCUUGGCACCGGUGCGCGAGGACUCUACUGGGAGGGCGCUGGUGGCAUGGCUGAUGAUCGGAGGGCCCAUGAUGAUCAUGAACUACAUCUUCCUAUUGGUGGGCCUGAUCCUUUUCUUCGUGACCCAUGGCCGCCAGCUCAUGGCCCUGAGCCCCUUUUCCGGGGCGACUUCCGACAACACCGUCGUCGUUUCCUUGUUCAGCAUCCUCCUUCCCAUCUUUGUCCUGGGCUUGGUCUUGGGAGCUCUUUCCAAGGUCUGGGCGGACUACAACGCGCCGAAGCUGGUAGCGGCUGGCGCAUCAGAGGGAGAGGAGGGAGGCCCGGAGGGGGAGGUGAAAGUAAAGACUGAUGGCAUGAAAGCAGAAGAGACCUAA
This is a messenger RNA of Symbiodinium necroappetens, 984 nucleotides long. Lineage: Eukaryota; Dinophyceae; Suessiales; Symbiodiniaceae. The record is from the annotation of a GenBank genome assembly.